This is a messenger RNA of Artibeus jamaicensis (Jamaican fruit-eating bat), 3601 nucleotides long. RefSeq names its product YJU2 splicing factor homolog (gene YJU2). Gene Ontology annotation, cellular component: U2-type catalytic step 1 spliceosome. The coding region runs from base 98 to 1066 and encodes 322 amino acids. The transcript has 2 exons. Lineage: Eukaryota; Metazoa; Chordata; Mammalia; Chiroptera; Phyllostomidae. The record is from RefSeq and is a predicted model, not a curated record. Gene Ontology annotation, biological process: mRNA splicing, via spliceosome.
GAAAAAGUGACGUAAACGGAAGUGUGCGGGAGGGUCGCGGCAGUUCGGUAAAUAGGGAUUCUAAGCGGUUCUGUGCUAGAGAAAACAGAAGGCGAAGAUGUCGGAGCGAAAAGUUUUGAACAAAUACUAUCCCCCCGACUUUGACCCGUCAAAGAUCCCCAAGCUCAAGCUCCCCAAAGACCGGCAGUACGUGGUGCGGUUGAUGGCCCCCUUCAAUAUGAGGUGUAAGACGUGCGGAGAAUACAUCUAUAAGGGUAAGAAGUUCAACGCGCGCAAAGAGACAGUACAGAACGAGGUCUACCUGGGCCUGCCCAUCUUCCGUUUCUAUAUCAAGUGCACGCGCUGCCUAGCAGAGAUAACCUUCAAGACAGACCCGGAAAAUACAGACUACACCAUGGAGCACGGAGCCACGCGGAACUUCCAGGCUGAGAAGCUCCUGGAGGAGGAGGAGAAGAGAGUGCAGAAGGAACGGGAGGAUGAGGAGCUGAACAACCCCAUGAAGGUGCUGGAGAACCGAACCAAGGACUCCAAGCUGGAGAUGGAGGUACUGGAGAACCUACAGGAGCUCAAGGACCUGAACCAGCGGCAGGCCCACGUGGACUUUGAGGCCAUGCUGCGACAGCAUCGCCUGUCUGAGGAGGAGCGCCAGAAGCAGGAGCAGGAGGAGGAUGAGAGGGAGACGGCGGCCUUGGUGGAAGAAGCUAGGAAACGAAGACUGCUGGAGGACUCCGAUUCCGAGGAGGAUGCUGCUGCACCUGCCCCACCCCCACCGACCCUCCGGCCCAAACCCACCGCUAUCCUGGAUGAGGCCCCAAAGGCAAAGAGGAAGGUGGAGAGCUGGGAGCGGAGUGUGGGCACCCUUGGUAGCAGACCCCAGCUCUCAGGCCUUGUCAUGGUGAAGAAAACAGAUCUGAAUUGCAGCACGCCACGGGACCAGCCGGCAUCCACCCUGGGCACUGUGAAGAACGGGAAGGCGGCAGUCCCUGCACUCAGGACACCCGGCACCUCCUCCCUGAGCCAGCUAGGUGCGUAUUCGGAUAGUGAGGACAGCAGCAGCAGCAACUGAGGCCUUUACCAGGCCAAGGAUCAUAUGUCCAACUCCAACUGGUGGUUGGGGCAGGAGGCACCAAUCAGAGCACAACCAGACAAAAUGAAUGUCUUCUGAGGUUGGCAGGACCAGCCAGGGCUUCAGCUGAGGGACUGGGUUUCACUCCUGUCCCCUCAACCACCAGUAGAAAGCAGCUCAUGCUUCCCAUCCACCUGGCACUAAGUCAAGAAUUGCGACAUCCCUGGAGGGAUGCAUCCUUUCUUGGACAGUCCUUGAGAUGUCAGCCAUGGUUUUGGGCAUGUCGGUGAGCCCACCCCACUGUUGGCUCCAUCCCUUCUACCACAAAAUCGUCUGGAACCAAUAAAAGGGACCCCCACCCCCCAACACACAAAACCACUUUAGCUUGGGAAUAUUGUUGCCACUGGACGUAAUUCAAGUCAAUUCCUACAUGAGGACACAUUAAAAUCCUAGAACUGUGAAAUAUACAUAGUAACUACAAAUGGAAGACAUCCUGGCUGUUUUCAAUUUACAACAGGUAGAAAUUUAUUUUUCAAAUGAUGGAUUUUGAACUCUAGUCCAAGCUACUGGAAAGAAGUAUUUUCUGCUGACUGCCUUCCCAACUUGAACGUUGGGAUGCUGUGGGAAGGGUGGGAAGCCAUCACUCCCAUAGACUCUGCUAGCAGAUUUAUUAUGAUGGAUCCUUUUUUGGACUGUUUAAUAUACCAAAUAAGACUCGGUUUGUUUAAUAAAGUUUCGUUAAGUGACUGUAAAAUUGGUCCCUGUAUCUUUGGGUUGUGACACUAAUUAAUAGUGUCUACAUUUCUAUCAGCUGUGUGCAUCUAUGAGAAUUCCACCAAUAUAUAUGAGAGGACUUCUUUUUGACCUUUCCACGCUUCGUUAAAAGCAGUUUUAAGGUGUGCUAACCUCCAGUAAUAUCUUUUUGGUAUAUGCCAACCUGCUCUCUGAGCUAUUUUUCCACAUAAAAGUGACCCACUUCUUAACCCCUGGUAACAGGCUAAACAUUGCUUAUGAAACGGGUGACUUACUACAUGCCAUCAUGUAGAGCUGACUCGGAGAGUAAAAUACCAAGAUCACUUUGAAGUCAAAGGUGUGAAGAGCUCCGCUUUCUAACUUGCAAAAAGAUGCUGAAUAUAAAUACCACCCAGGACUUGAAAGCAGAGGGGAGUCUGCCUUCUAGGAGCUGCCCUUUCAAAUGGAUGCAGAGGCCCAGCCCCUGAAACUCGCCUAUUUGGGCCUAUGGUUCUUUUAAUCACUGAGUUGGAACAAACUGGCCUUGUGCUUUGUCUGUCAGCCUCCGUGACUGUGGAUGGUGGGAGUCUUCCACAGAGACAGGUCCUCUCUGGGGUUCCGACAAGUCGUGUUUAUGAGGAUGAGACCCUGACACUGUGACUUUGGUGAAGCCUGCUCCUUCCGAGCACAAUACCUCAAGUUCCUGCUAGUGAAGUGGGUUGUAGCUGGCCUCAUCUCAGUAACCAUGAGAGAUCUUUGCGAAGUGUGCCAGCUCCUAAGUCUCCAACCCAGCAAAUCUGAGGUGGGCCCAGACAUCCGUAUGUUAACAAGCUUCCCAGGGGACUCUCUCGUCCUGUUCUAAUAGGGUUUCUAAGAAGGGGGCUGAAAUCAGGCUAACUUGAGCUCAGGCAGUCCCUUUACCUUAUGGAGGGAAGGGGUGUGGGAAAGUGGGAGGCAAUAUUCCAAUUCAAAAUGGCUUGCAUGUGUCAGGGGGAAGAGAAAAAGAAAAACCUGGCAAGCUGGAGCCUGCCUCCUGCCUUUUAGUCUGGGCUGGGGAAUAAGCAGCCUGCUGGAGUGCUGGUGAGUGUGCAACAUGCCCGCCCUUGAGAGGGCUGGGAGGAGGGAGAGGGUGCUUGUCACGGGGCAGCCGCAGGUCAAAGAGCGAAGCAGUCACAUCGCUGUCUGCCCUCUGGUCUGGGCCGGGCCUGGGACUGGCCCACUGGGCCAACACCCCAGUAGGGGGAUAGGUCUUUGUCUCAUCCUAUUCUAAGGAUCAAUAAAACUUUGGGAACAGACAUAAGCCAGGCACUGAAGUGUUGUGGGCUCGGGUUAGUGACAGAACGGGAGGAACCAGAGACUGGUCAUCAAAGCCUAGACAGCUCAGGGGUUUGCAAAUGGUUCUCCAGCCUUGAGGUCCGGAUCCCCCAGCCCUUUUAUCAGGGCCAUGAGUCCUGCAGAUGGAGCAGUGAGGGGCUAGACCAAAACAGUAUCGUCCUUCAAGGACCUGUUCUAAUCAGGUGGGCGAGGCAGGAACGCUUGGAUCUCCACAACCUACUGAUCAGAGUGUACUUAAUUUGUCACGCUGUUUGUGUCUGACCCCCCGGCACUUAUGUACGAUCCCUGCAGAGUGAGAAAGCUCGAAAAUGACACCCACCCGGUGCUCACCAUCCAGUCUGUUAGCGUGUAUGACAGUUAACAUGGAGGCCUGCCUGGCUACUUUUUAAACAUAUUGUUAAGUAAUGUCGAAACCAAUGUCUUCUUUUUGAAAGUUGGAGAAAAAUAAAGCACCUGCUCUCAGCCUCA